Scophthalmus maximus (turbot) is the source of this 5524-nucleotide messenger RNA. RefSeq names its product ras-related protein Rab-14. The record is from RefSeq and is a predicted model, not a curated record. Bases 169 to 816 code for a protein of 215 amino acids. Gene Ontology annotation, biological process: defense response to bacterium; endocytic recycling; Golgi to endosome transport. The transcript has 8 exons. NCBI's taxonomy places the organism in Eukaryota, Metazoa, Chordata, Actinopteri, Pleuronectiformes, Scophthalmidae. Gene Ontology annotation, molecular function: GTP binding; GTPase activity. Gene Ontology annotation, cellular component: phagocytic vesicle; recycling endosome; trans-Golgi network.
UCACCGCAGAAGAAGAACCGCGGAAGAGGGAACGGUUUCCUGACAGGCUCAGCAGGCUAACGAGCUAACGGGCUAACGAAGACAAGUGUCCGUGUCAGCAGCGGUUGAACCAGAGAGACACCGGGACCGGGAGGAAAAACUACAGCAUCACAACACACACGGAUCAAGAUGACGGCCGCACCUUACAACUACUCGUACAUCUUCAAGUACAUCAUCAUCGGUGACAUGGGAGUCGGGAAGUCGUGUCUGCUGCAUCAGUUCACAGAGAAGAAAUUUAUGGCCGACUGUCCCCACACCAUCGGGGUGGAGUUCGGGACGAGGAUCAUGGAGGUCCACAGUCAGAAGGUGAAGCUGCAGAUCUGGGACACGGCCGGUCAGGAGCGGUUCCGGGCCGUCACCAGGUCGUACUACAGGGGGGCCGCCGGGGCCCUGAUGGUCUACGACAUCACCAGGAGAAGUACUUAUAAUCACCUGAGCAGCUGGUUGACAGAUGCCCGGAACCUGACCAACCCAAACACAGUGAUCAUUCUGAUCGGCAACAAGGCCGAUCUGGAGGCUCAGAGAGACGUGACGUACGAGGAGGCCAAACAGUUUGCAGAGGAGAACGGUUUGCUGUUUCUAGAGGCCAGUGCUAAGACAGGGGAGAAUGUGGAGGAGGCCUUCCUGGAGGCAGCCAAGAGGAUCUACCAGAACAUCCAAGAUGGCAGUCUGGACCUGAACGCUGCUGAGUCGGGAGUCCAGCACAAACCGUCAGCGCCACAGGGAGGCCGCCUCAACGCCGACAGCCAGCCGGCUAAAGAGGGCUGCAGCUGCUAACCACAGACAGAAACUACAGACCCAUCAAACGGACCGACGGACGGACGGAGAGAGACAGAUACGUACACACAGAUCCCCCUCGCCUCUAGGCACUAACAUCCCUCUUCUGUCCAGAGUGCAUCAAACAAGAUUUAGCUGAAUUUCAUUAGCAGACCACCGUUCAGUGGCCAAUUCAACCAUCCACCAAGGAUUCCCUCAAGCAGUUGGACAAUUUGUUGGACAACUCCCAAAUUUAAACCAUGGUAAACGGCAUAAAAUUAAUCCCUCAGCAUAAAUCCCAACCACUCAAGGUCCACACCCGGAACACACCAGGUCUCCCUCUGACACACCCCAAUUGAUCACGAUCCAGACUGCCUUCAGCCCACAUCCAGGCACGCUUGGUCCGAACCUUCGCCAAGAUGGACUGUUCCAAGUCUAGAGUAAGACAGCCGUCAUCCCAGAACCCAGAGUACUCUCUGGUCUAUCCUGAGUUUAAAACUCUGUUGGUCCAACUCAGUCAAGGGUUGUCUAAAUUUGAUAGUAACAUCAUUCAGAAUGUGAAACAACCAUCGUCUCAAGAGACGAACAAAAAUACAUUUCUCAAAUUUGGACCAACUCACAGCCCAAAUCUCUGUUGCCUUUAUUCAAAUCUGUCUUGAGACUGUUUUCACCUCACAUCCAGACACGUGCGGCCCAAACUUCAGUCAGUCUAGUUCAUUCUAACCUUGGACUCUCUAAAUCUGGACAUAAGUGAGAAUGCUAUCAGCUCUCAUUUUUAGUUAUGCUUGAGCUUAAGGUCGGCCGUGCUGGACUGUUCAAGUCCCAGGAAAGGACCACUUCGAACCCUCCACACCAUUCCAAGUUUAGACUAUCUAGCAUGGGUGGUCCAGAUUUGAUUAUCCCUCAAAUUUUUGACUACUAAAACCCCCAAGUCCUAAAAGAUGCAUAGAUACAGAACAAUAAUUGAGACCAACCUACAACCUAAAUCUGAUCUACACCAAAAUACAGAUCACUCAAGUUCCACUGAGAAAUCGCUGCUGACAUCCAGAGACGAGGCUCUAGCUGGACUUCCUUCACCCCACGUCCAGGCCUACCUUUGGACCAAAGGUGAGGGUAGUCCAAAUUUGAAACUACGUCUGUCCCAAACGGAAACAGCUAUUACCUAGAGACAAGUAAAGAUACAGUGCUUGGAUUCGCACUCUCCUACAGUCCAAAUCUGGACGGCUUCUCUCAAAUUCGGAUCGCCCAAGUUCCAAGUCCGGACAUUCCUAUGAACAGAUUCGGAACCUCGGCUCAAGUUGGACCGCUCCCAGUCCAAUUCAAGGACAACCUUUUCACAAGUCUUCAAAUCUAGAGCCCACAUGCUAAUCCUGACCCCGUCUGCUGUAACUCCAGAUCGUCCAUACGCCCGGCUCUGACUUCUUCUCAAUCUAUAUUAGUAUUUGUGUCUUGUAUGUGUGAUAUGCCAUCGUUUGUUGUUCAGUUAGAAAUCUCUUAAAAUUCCUGCUUUAAAACCAUAAAUUCUAUCACAGAGUGGCCUGGACGUCUGAACUCGCCUCUGGUAAAUUCCUUCUUCCUCGUUAAACCUUUUCUUCCUCUGCUCGAUUUCCUACCUCGUCUCACGAGGUUCUAAACAAUCCCGUCUGGUGAAACUCGCUGCCCUGCCGGAUUACUUGGUUUGAAUUAUUCCAUCAUCUGUCCUGUGUGGACUGCCGACCCAUCGCAUUUACACCAUGUUGGUAAUGCGGAUUGAAAGACACAUCCAGUGUUGUGGUCAAAUGUAUCUUCUCGGGUGCAUUCCAGCUUUAUAUUGUCUUUGUCAGACUUCCGUCCAGUCCCCCGGAUGCAGGUACAAGCAGUUCUCCACUGAUUUUGUCACAUGGGGAUUUUCUCAUCAUGCUUGGUGGCGUAAUGUUUUGACUGCGGUGGAGCAGAAUGACCCUGAACCUUUCACUCGACGCUGCUCGAAGACUGUAGUAUACUGAACAACAGAAAGCGUGGGUCCGUCACUGACGGACUUCAUAUCCGAGGUUUUCUUGUGUUUGACCCAUAUCAUGAUCUUGAAAGUCAGGGUUUCUUAACCGCUGCAUGUCUCUCUGAAGUUCUCCAUCUUUAUCAAUGUGCAAUACUAAAAAGCCUUAAAAUACAAACUUUGCAUGAUGUGUUGUCCGACCACGUCUAAAUCACUGGAGGGCCACUUUGAAUCCCAGCAGGAGAAAGUGGGGGGUUGCAGAAAUCAUCAGAAAAUGUCAACAGAAGAGUGUUAUCUUACGAAGAAACACAUAUUAACACGCAUGCACACGGUCGCCUACACAUGCGAAGCAUUGCACCUAUCAGAUUUCUUUAUGGGUCCAAAGUGCUCGGUUUGAUCUCAAUCCAGCAUGGAUAAGGAUUAAAUUAAAAAAGAAGACGCUGCCCCACAGAAAGUAGACUUGUCGGACCCUUGAAGACCUUCCACUCCCCCAAAUACACACAAUCUCUGCAACUCCACACUCAACCUGUUUUGAAUCUAAAUAUUAUAACUAAUAACUUGUCUGUGGAGAGAGAGCUCACAAGAAGAAACACGGCUCACCUGAACUAGAAUGUCUCACUGGAAGUUCAGGAUAGAUUUUCAUCAUUUUUGUUCUUUAAUCAAAUAUAAAUGCAGUUUAUUUUUGAAUGUUACAGUUCCCCCUAGUGGCCAUUUUUUACAUCCCUCGUAAUUAAAUGCGUAUUGAGGGAAGAAAAAAGACGUGAGUGGAAGCGUCUCAGAUUCUUUUAAUUUAUUACUGCCUUUUGUUUUAUUAGUUUUUAACACUAUUCUGGAAUCACAGUUCACUGGGAUGGUUUCUGUUGUCGUUGUUUGAUGAAGGUCUCGGCAAAAGUUGGACUAACUAUUAUUUGUUCCAAAAAAAUCUGCAACUGAUAUUUUAAGGAGCAUUUGGUCAUUUUGCAAAAUGAAGUGUGAUUUGGAUCAAUUCCAAAUUUCAUCUACUGUUCUAACAGUCAAUAGUGAACUACCUACAUGAUUUAACUUAAAUGAAUUAAUGUGAUCUCUGUGCUACAAGAACCGGUUCACCGACAGACUCGCUCUUCUUUAUUUUAUACUUUAAGGCUGGAGAGAGAAAAAUAUUGACAGAUGCGUCAACAUUUCAUACCGAAUAUUGAUUUGGUUUCGAUCAAGUGUUUGAAAACCAAAUCUACUUAAUGCAGCUUUGAUCCUUUAUGAUUCAACACUCGAUGGAUCAAAGUCACGGUUCUGGUUUAACGUGCAGUGUUGUUGCUUCAGCAGAGGAAAUCAUUUUGGUAUAAUAUUCAACAAUUCUGUUUCAAACAGCAGGAAGAAUUCAGAGAUUUUUUUUAAAUGGCACGAGGAACGUUUUCUUUCAUACAAAAUCUUGGAAGCAACGAACGUCAAAGUAUUAAUAAGUACACAAGUAAAACACGUGAGUGACAAUUUGACAUUUUUAAAGAUUACGCUUGGUUUCCCUCGAGCAGCUGAUGACGUUAAACAUUCGUCCCAGUGACUUAAGCCAAUAAAACACGUUUCAACAAGGAACAGAAAGAAGAAAAACUCAGCUUUGAAAGGAAAAGCACAAAUAUUCAGUUAAGCUGGAAAAAAACCCAUUUAUCUUUAAAGAACUAAAAAAUCAUUUUGACAUUAAAAGUUAUGAUUGGAACAUUUUACGUAUUUUUUUUCAAAUAUAUUUUCACAAUUUGGAGGCGUUAAAGAUAAAAAUUGAAAUCAACCUCUUUCACGUAAACACUCUGUUUUACUCUUGAAUCAGAUGUUGUGGCCUCCGGGACUCGGUACCUUCUCUGUGGAGUUUUGAAUGAAACCAGUUUAUCUUAAAAAAUGUCACAUGGAGCCACUGUGGGACACGUGAGGCGUUCGAUCUCAUGUCCGUAUCGUAUCCAGUCAAAACUCUCGCUUGAGAUCGCUGUCCUCCGAUUGGUGGACAGCUGCCUUCUUUAACUGUGACGCUUGAUUUAUGAACGAAGCCCCUCCCUCACUGUAAAAAACCCCCAACGCAUCCGACCUCCAAUUUUUUCUCGUUGCUUUUUCCAUCACUUGAUAAUCUGCACGCAGUCGUUGCUGCGGACGUUUUUAAGGAAAGAGCGUUUUUAAAAAAAAAAUUUAACUCAAAGAUUUUGAGGUGUUUCCAGGGACCAGUGUCACGAAUCAUGAAGAAAAACAUACAGUUUCAAGUUUUGUUGUGGCCGACGCCCUGAAGCUUCCCUCGCCAACUGAAAACAAAAGCAUCUCAUUAAAACAAUGUUAAAAGUGUCAUUAGAGAACGGAAGAGAUCAGUGUUGUCACAGCGCAACGGCGACACAUUUUGUGUAAAGACGUUCCCCAAUUUCUAACUUUAAUCAGUGAUCUGGAAGUGAAAUUAAAAAAAACAUGGCGUUUAUCUUUAAAUUAAUGUAACAUCUAAAUUUGUUUGGGUAAUGAUAAUUACGUUUGAACUGAUCGAUCAGAGAAAUCUCAAUGUUAUGAUUUGUGUGAAGUUUGAGAAAGUUUUCUUCCCGCUCACUUCCUGUAACGUGCUCGUGUUCUUUCUCUUCUUUUCUCUCUGUUCUGUAACGUCCGUUGAUUUUUUCUUUGUCAGCUCAAAGUAACAAACAUGCUUCUUUAUGAUUCUCUGACUAUUUAUAUUCUUAAUGUGAUGAUUUUUUCUUCAGCUGUACUUUGUCAUCGUACGACCACGGGGACUCAGCUAUUUGUAAAUAAAGUAUAUAUACUGUA